AACAACUGUAGCGUCCAAAGGGAGGAUGCUUCCCCGAAUGGAGCAGUUGGAGAAUACCAAGUAGAUAGGGACUUAAGGAACGAGGAUUUGAUUCCGGAACAUCCGGUUGAAGCUGACGAAGAUUCGGAUAAGGAGAACCAAUCGCCGAAUCUUCCCCCCACUCCAAGACCCAUCGGAAAUUGUGAGCAAGGAACUGAAGUUGGUAAAGACGAAGCUGACCAGUUUUCGGACGAAGAAGUUGAGAAGAACGAAACCAACAGCAGCGACAACGAGUCGGAAAGGGAUGCUCGCAAUUAUAGAGAUCGUUUAAGUGCUUCUAAUAGUGAGGACGAGCAGCUUCACCAAGAAUAUUCUACUUCACCAAGCGGAAGAACCAUCGGAAAUUGUGAGCAAGGAUCUGAAGUUGGUGAAGAUACUCUAAAUCCCGACGAAGCUGACCAGUUUUCGGACGAAGAAGUUGAGAAGAACGAAGACAACAGCAGCGGCAACGAGUCGGAAAGGGAUGCUCGCAAUUAUAGAUCAGAUCGUUUAAGUGCUUCUAAUAGCGAGGAAGAACAGCUCCACCAAGAAUAUUCUACUUCACCAAGAGAAAGAACAACGGAAUAUGCAGAAUCUGACUUGAAUCACGGCAAUCGCGAGUACCAGGACUCAAAUCACGCGUAUCAGGACUUGAAUCGCGAGUACCAGCUCUUGAUUCGCGAGUACCAGCUCUUGAUUCGCGAGUACCAGUACUUGAAUGGCGAGUGCCAUGAUUUGCAUUACGAGUUCCAGGUUUCAAACCAAGAGUGCCAGGACUUAAAUCCCGAGUCCUAUGAAUCAAAUCAAGAGUGGCUGACUGACUUUAAUCUAGAGUACGAUUACUUUAGUCGCAAGUACCAGGCCUUGAAUUGCGAGUACCAAGACAUAGAUCGCGAGUACCAGGCCUUGAAUCACGGAUACCAGGAGUUUAAUCACGGCAAUCAGGACUCAAGUGACGAGUACCAGGACUCAAAUCACAGCAACCAAGACUCAAAUAACGAGUACCAGGAGUUGAAUCACGGCAACCAAGACUCAAAUGACGAGUACCAGGAUUCAAACCACGAGUAUCAGGACUUAAAUCGUGAGUACCAGGUCUUGAAUCACGAGUACCAGCUUUUGAUUCGCGAGUACUUGGAAUUGAAUCGCGAGUACCAGUACUUGGAUGGCGAGUACCAGAAAUUGCAUCACGAGUACCAGGUUUCAAACCAAGAGUGUCAGGACUUGAAUCCCGGGCACCAGGAGUUUAAUCACGGCAAUCGGGACUCAAGUGACGAGUACCAGGAGUUGAAUCACGGCAACCAAGACUCAAAUGACGAGUACCAGGAUUCAAAUGACGAGUACCAGGACUUGAAUCAGGAGUACCACGGCUCAAAUUACGAGAACCGAGUCUUGAAUCACGAGUACCAGGACUCAAAUCACGAGUACCAGGAUUUCAAUCAGGAGUACCACGACUCAAAUCACAGCAACCAAGACUCAAAUAACGAGUACCAGGAGUUGAAUCACGGCAACCAAGACUCAAAUGACGAGUACCAGGAUUCAAAUCACGAGUACCAGGACUUGAAUCAGGAGUACCACGACUCAAAUCAUGUGAACCGAGUCUUGAAUCACGAGAACCGAGUCUUGAAUCACGAGUAUCAGGUCUUGAAUCGAGAGCACCAGUAUCCAGAAUCUGAUGGGGGAGAGGCCGCUAGAGAAAGGCACUUUUAUAUCCUUUUACGAGCCUACGCUACUCAGGUAUUUCUCUCUAAUUUAAGAGAAUCUGAAUCUGAAAACUUCGAUCGUCCCUUUAAUGCAACCAAUCGGCCAAUCGAUCGCCCAAUUCCAAUACCGGAGUCACCUUUACCGCCACCUUCGCCGGAGAGACAACACUCUGAAGGCGAGUCGCAAGCUUCAGAUGAGGGAUCUUCUUCGGACUCUGACUACUUAAUCGAUCCAGUUACUGGGUGGCUAUCGCGCCGACGAGAAACUUCUUCCGAAAGCGAGGAAGAAAGCGACCACAUCCAAAAGGAGUCGUCGUCAGGUGAAAGUGUAGACAAACAGGAAGAUAGCGACGACGACGAACAGCAGUCGCCGGCUGAACACACUUUUUCUGAUAGACGCGAUCAUUCGCUAGACAAGCAACAUAAUAAGCGAAAAUCGUCACACCCUGGGAAUUCUUAUUCGAAGAGACCAUUUUUGGACGGUGACGAAGAACAGACACGUUUGCAUUUAUCGUCUCUGGGAAGUCGCAGACCAGUUCCACAUGAUACAUCAGAAUAUGAGAAUAAAAAACCCAUAAAGCGUAAAUUGCCUUCUGAUAGUACGGACUCUAAAAAAUUUAAACCAAACUUGCAAAGUGAGGAAGACAUAUCUGAGGAAGAACGUGAAGAUACGGAAGGCGAAUACUCUGACAAAGAAAACUCAGAUAGAUCAAGAGAUACAGAUCCAGAUUCAGAUUCCGAAUCAGAAGGAGGCCACGGAGCUUCAAAAUCUGAGGAAUCUGAUCAGGAUCCAGCUUCUGAAGGCGAAGCCGAUCAAGAUCCAUCUCCUGAAGGCGGAGCCGAUCAAGAUCCAUCUUCUGAAGGCGGAGCCGAUCAAGAUCCAUCUUCUGAAGGCGGAGCCGAUCAAGAUUCAUCUCCUGAAGGCGGAGCCGAUCAAGAUUCAUCUCCUGAAGGCGGAGCCGAUCAAGAUCCAGCUCCUGAAGGCGGAGGCUAUCGGGAUCCAGCUCCUUAUUACGACGAUAAAACUUUUGAUUCUGAGGAGGAGGAUUUCAAACCAUCUAUAUUCUCAAAGGAAAGGGAGAUCUUGAAAUGUUUAACAAAUCCUUUAGGGGAUGAUACAUCUAGUUUGAAACUUAGCAUACAGCUCUAUAAGGUAUUUGUAGCUUAUAAACUGGAAGACGUAUACAGCAGUCUUGAUGAGAAGAAGCAACCAGAACAGGACCAGCAACUGAAGCAGCCAGAGCAACAGCAGCAGCCACACUUGCAACAGAAACGGCAAAUAAAAUAUCAAAAGUUGCAACUGGUAAUCUUCUGGCAACAGGAGCAAAUCAUUCUACAUGAGCAUCUAAAACAUUUUUCCGAGGAACCACAGUUGCAACAGGAGACUCUCUUCCCACAGGAUCAACAGGAGAAACAGUUUCAACAGGAGCAACUCUUGCAACCGUUGCAACAGGAACAACAGUGGCAACAGGAGAAACAGUUGCAACAGGAUAAAGUCUUUCUACAGGAGCAACAGUUGCAAGUGGUGCAAGAACUGGAGGAACAGCGAGAACGGAAUCGCCACCUCUUUGAGCAACAGAAACAGUUUGUCCAAGAAAAAGUGCGCCAACAGAAGGAGCAGCACCGUUGUCAGCAAAAUCAGGUCAACCUCGAACGUAAAUUGCGCCAGAAAAGGGAGAAACAGCGAUUGGAAUUCGAACGAAGCUUGAAGUACCAUUGGGAGGACUGUACUCGUCAGUUGCGUUUGCAGCGCGAGCAUUAUCUGAUCAAGCUUAAGCAGCUGGAGAAGCUCAAGCAGCGCUCGUUGAAGGGGAAUCUAAAGCACGAGCUGAUGCAAAACGAUAUGGUCAGCAUACCGGUGGCCAAUAUGAACGGCGGCCUUAAGGCGGCCAGCAGCGGUUCCGGAGUUGGUGUAGUGACAUCCGGCGGCGUCGUAUCCUCGGCGGUGCUGGCCAAUGCCCCUCGUGUUUACCUGACGCCCUCCUCCACAUUCAUGACCAAUCGCCAAAUGGCGGGUGUGGCGACCACCGGAAGGAUGAGCGGACAAGUGGUCGGUGGUUCAUCCGGCACAGCCUCAGCCGCCGGUACCGUUCGCUAUUUUUCGCAAUUCAGCAAAGUGCAAACGGCCGGCGGACCCAGUUUGCAAAGGAAACUGGCCAACGGGGAUACCAUUGUGCUGGCAACCGGCAGCAAAAGUAUGUUCCUUACUAGCAGCGAUAAUAAGGCUAUUCUGCCGACCGUCGCCAGCAAUGGCAAUGGUCUGAUCACAGCCAAAAUGGAGCUAUUGGAGGAGGAGGUCAUGCAGUCGAUAACUGUGAUUGAUGACGAUGACGAGGAGAAAAAGGAAGUCGCUGAAGACGAGGAGAGCAGCAAUAAUGCCAAAUCAAUUGACGUUCAGCAGCCAAUGGCUGAUAAUGAGCCCGAGCUGGACAUUGUGAUAAACAAUGUGGUAUGCUCGUUUAGCGUCGGCUGCCACCUGAAGCUGCGCGAUAUUGCGCUGCAGGGAUCGAAUGUGGAGUACCGUCGCGAGAACGGAAUGGUGACAAUGAAGCUCCGCCAUCCAUACACCACUGCCUCGAUUUGGUCGUCGGGGAGGAUUACCUGCACUGGUGCCACUUCCGAGUCAAUGGCGAAGGUCGCAGCACGCCGCUAUGCCAGAUGCCUUGGCAAGCUGGGAUUUCCCACUCGUUUCCUCAACUUUCGCAUUGUCAACGUGCUGGGCACCUGCAGCAUGCCGUGGGCCAUCAAGAUCGUCAACUUCUCGGAGCGCCAUCGCGAGAACGCCAGCUACGAGCCCGAGCUGCAUCCUGGUGUGACUUACAAGAUGCGCGACCCCGAUCCAAAGGCCACCCUGAAGAUCUUCUCCACCGGCAGCGUAACAGUCACCGCGGCUAGCGUAAACCACGUUGAAUCGGCUAUCCAGCACAUAUACCCGCUGGUCUUCGAUUUCCGCAAGCAGCGUUCGGCGGAGGAGCUGCAGCAUCUGCGUCAAAAGCAGCGCCUGCAAGGCGGCGGUGAUCCCACUGAACCGGAGAAUCAGGUCUUGGCCGACAACAAGACUGCUUCCCUUGAUAACAUCUUUGUCAACACAACAGCGGCGCACUCUAAACCAUCAUCGAAUGACCAAACAUUAGCAUCCUCGGUAAUAUUGUCUAGCACAGUUGAUAGUAUGCCUCGUCUGAAACAAAUUGUCAACUAUCACCAGAUGAUGAAGACUACCCAGGAAGAGCGCCGCCAUAUAUCGAUUAAUGGGGAGAAAGUCGAUCCGGCCUCCACCUCAUCGGCGGCAGCAGCUCCAUCCACCUCCUCCUCAUCAUCCUCAACCGGGGAUAAUAUCUGUGCCAAUGCCCGUCGCCGGGCCACCGAAUGCUGGGCAACCAAGCUGCAGAAUAAGCGUCCGCGUUACAAUGAUCCCGGUACUACGGGCGCAAUUAACGCCGCUUCGUCCACAGCAUCAGCCGCCACAUCUUCGGUAGCCUCCCAGGCGGCACAUCUGGGUAAUCCUCUCAAGACGGCCGCAUUGGCCAAUGCUCGUAUGGUAGGCGCCAAGGUGACAACAUCCACACGCAACAGCAUAAUCGUGCAGCAGCCGCAACGUAUCCACAUGCAGCAGCAGCAUCAACAGGAGCAGCAACAACAGCAGUUUUCGCCCAGCGAGUUCGAUGUGGACGACUUGAUCGAGGAGGAGGAGAACAACGAAUUGGAUAUGCCCUUCUAAGCUAGCGCUGCCCGUGCCAAAAUAUUUUAACUAAAUCAAGGAUGAAACACUACAACGCAACACACGCCACACUCACACAAAUCCCCAUGAGCUUCUUUCCGAAUUUGUUGGUUAUUCGUUCGAGUCAUUUUUCAUCACAUUUAUUUAUGUGUGCUUGCCGCAUUUAAACCAAACUCGAGGAAACCCGGACACCGAAGCAAAAAGCACCCACAAAAGCACUUGAAUCCAAAGCGAAUCACCAGUUCCAGAAAUCACCAACGACAACAACAAACUAACAAAACACCGCAGCAACAACAAAAUAUCAAGAGCCAAAUAUUUAACAUAUAAGAUUUACGUUUAAACUACUUUGUAAGUCAAGCGAGCACACCAGAGAUAGCGAAUAGAUGAUUUCGAUCCCGACGUAUCCCAGAAACCUCAAUAACAUCUAGAUGGUAAGCAGAGAACUUACCACAAGGUAAAGUUAAGUUUAGACUUAAGGAAAAUACGAAAUCUGUGGAUUGCCUGGGGGAGUCGUCGCCACCAAUCAUCGCGAUUGCAAUCAUUUGUGGAGAAUGUAAGAACACCGCCAAAACAAAUACUGUAAAUCACACAUAUGCAGAACUAAUCACCUGGACAGGAAGAGGACGAUAGGAGCAAGGUGCCCGGGCGGAUCGGAUCUCGCAGCUUCCUAUCUUAAUAUCUGUUUUUUUUGGAAAGCUGAACUCCAAUUCAGUUCUGCCCAAGCAAGCAAACUACAAUUCUCAAGUAAAAACCCGUGGAGAGGAGGAGGAGGAUAGCUAUCAAUUAUCUGAAGAACAACUGAUUAAUUUCUUGUAUAUUUAUAGUAAUAUUUUUUUGUUUUCGCUCUAAGUCCUACAUAUUAAAUACUAUACAUAAGUGCUGCGUGUGGAGCCAAACAAACGAAACGAAAUGCGUUUGAAUACGAUUGUAAUAAUAUUAUUAUGCAUAUAUACAACACACACACACAAAUACCAAUAUCUGGUCACUUCUAACCAAUUAUAAAAAAAACUGGAAAAGCAGCAAGUAAUUAUGUAUGUUUUAAUUUGUGCUAGCAGUUUUUGUGUUGCGCAGAAACUCGAAUCGAAUUAAGAAAAAACUCCUGUAAGAUGAUAACAAAAAAAAAAAAAAAACAUUGUAAUAGGAUAGGCCAGAGGAGUCGAUUUAUGCGCGACUUAUCAACAAUAAGCUGAAACACAUAUAUAUAUUGUAAUGUUUUUUUUGUAUUUCGCUUAAGCGUAGAUUUACAAACUUGUUCCUGUGUUGUUAAAAUCAGAAAGUAAAUAUUUUAGUUAACUUAACGAAGCAUACGCAUACACAAACACACUCACACACACAUAUUAAACAAAAGCAUACGUAUACUUAUACAUAAUAUUAAGGCAUCCAAACAAACAACCAAACAAACGAACGAAUCAUAAGCAAUAAUAGAAUGUUUUCGUUGUAAAAAGAGGUAAAAAAUUAAAACAAAAACUAAAGAAAGAAAUACUCACGUUAAACAUAAAAUAACAAACUCUAGAUGUUUUGGCGUGCCUUCACCCAUAAAUAGGAAAACGAAAUGAGAUACGAUAGCCAAUUGUACAAUCAUUGAAGAAAUAGUACUUCCAGACCACAACAGAAUCCAAAAUCUUUGUACAUACGCAACCAAAAUUGAUGUUUUCCAAUUAAACGUGAAUUGCCCCAUUCGUACAAGUUCAAUUUUCAUUUGUGCUUAAAACAUGAAACCAACUUUCAUAUCGUUCAACUUAUGCAUAAUCAAAAUAGCUAAAACGAAAGUGAAAGGGAAAUUACAUAUUAUUAGUGAGAAAUAUCAACAUUUCUUUCGCUCGAUUUAUUUAUACAUAUUUUUGGUCUAAAGUUUUUAUUUUUUUGAUUAAUUUUUUUUUUUUUUUUUGUUUUUUUGAUGAUUUAAUUUGCAUAAACAAAAUCGAGAAAUGAAAAUGCCUUUAGGGAACAAAUAACUAGCGCGGAAAGGAAAGAGAUAGGUUUAAGUAUAAAAAGUGAAGGAUAUUGAACAGAUCGGAGCCGAAAUGUAUUUUUUGUGUAUGCGAAUAUGUGAAUAGGUCGACGAAGGCCGAAUAACGUGUUACAAUUGCAAAAUUAACUAGCCACUAAGCUUUAGUCUUAAGUUAGCUGACAAACUGAAUACUAAAUUGUAAGCAACAAUGCAUAUAUAGCGAUUAAGAAUGAAAAUGAAACAACAAAAAAAAAAAACAAAUCAAAUCUAAUGGAACCUAACGAGAACAUAAUUGUAAUUUAAGUGUAAAUAAAAUAGUUGUUAGCAAAUCACAAAACAAACGAAAGCAAGAAACCAACAAUAGUGUAAUGUCUUCACGUCUAACUGCCUUCGAAAGAUUCAAGAAUAAUUGAAAUUUAAGCAAGCCCACAUUUGAAUGCGAAGUAGUAUUCUCUUAAAACACGACUGCAAAUUGCUUCACUUCAACCUUGUACUUUCAACACAUUUUUUGUUAGAGCAACAACAGCAACCAAUAACCAACAAUUAACAAUUAACAGACGAACGGACAAAUUGACAAAUGGACAAAUGGACAAACGGACAAGCAAACGGACAGACAAACGGACAAAUAGAUCGAAAAGCCUAAAUAAGUGUAUUUGGUUUCAAGAACUUUGAAAAAGCAAAACUUAAUAUUAAUAUAGUAUACAGAUAUAUUUUUGAUUAUUAUGUAUUUAAUGAGAAAAACAAUGAAACGAUAAUGAUAAUGAUGCAAGUAUCGAUGAUAACUAAGUGAAAACAAAUUGAGAAAUCAAAUAGCAUAAUUCUGUUUUUGUUUUGCCGUAAAGACUGCAUUAUACCAACAAUUAAUUAUAUACAAACAUAAUAAAUAAAUAACUGAUAAAUGGGGCGAUUAAGCUUUGCACUAAGCAGAGAACAAAACGGAUGGAUAAACAUUUAAAGGAAGCAUACAACAAAACAAAAAAAAAAAAAAA
Drosophila sechellia is the source of this 8376-nucleotide messenger RNA. RefSeq names its product TATA box binding protein-related factor 2 (gene Trf2). NCBI's taxonomy places the organism in Eukaryota, Metazoa, Arthropoda, Insecta, Diptera, Drosophilidae. The annotation marks the transcript as partial. The transcript is spliced from 6 exons. The record is from RefSeq and is a predicted model, not a curated record. Gene Ontology annotation, biological process: DNA-templated transcription initiation. Gene Ontology annotation, molecular function: DNA binding.